Molecule: messenger RNA, 901 nt
Organism: Pocillopora verrucosa
Lineage: Eukaryota; Metazoa; Cnidaria; Anthozoa; Scleractinia; Pocilloporidae
Source: RefSeq, a predicted model, not a curated record
CUGAAGGUAGCCAGGUAACUCGAAUGUGGAAAAAAUCUCAAAAGUCAACAAUUUUCGUCGUAGCGACCUUGGAAUUUGGUUGUCAGCAUAUUGUCAUCAAUUCGUGCUGAAUUCGAAGGGGAAAAUCCCUUCAAGUUAUCACCCAAUCACGAAACUCGAAUACGUGAGGGACCAUGGGAAAGUCCCACGCCAACUCCCCCGAUGUUAAGUCAGAAACGACAUUUAAGGCUAUUAUUUUGUAAGCACUGUUGGUGGACUUGUCUAGAGUGUAGUUUGCUCGUUCACUUGAGCGCAAAAGAGAAUGGGCAAUAAUUUCAGCGUGAACAGUUUUAAAAAUGCCUUCACCGGCAUAAUCAAUUGGCUCGGGGAAAUUCUCACGAAAGCAAAAGACGCUAUUGUCAAGUUCACACUCAUUGUUUUCCAGACGAUAUGGGAUGCAGUAUUGUGCGCCUUUGAAACCCUAGGGUUGAGGCAGAAGAGAGCGGAAGCCGCCUCUACUGUUAAUUGUCAGGCAGCUGAAGAGUACUAUGAAGAGAACCAAUUACAAGCUACCGCUGUCAAAAAAGAAGGUAACAAAGUGAGUAAUGAAACUGAUCAACUCUCAAAUGAUUCUGGGCUUUUGACUGAGGAGGAGGAAGAGGAAGAGGAAAAGAAUCUCGAUUUAUUGUAUAAAGCUGGUAAGGGUAUCCAGGAGUACGUAGAGGAUGUCUGGAAAAUCAAGGCAGAAAACAAGAAGAACAAAGAUCAUAAAAAGACAGCACACGAACUGAAAAAGUUGAACAACAAGCCCUAUGUGAAGAAUCUGCACGUUGCUUUUAACAAUUACCGCAGCAACUGUCCAAAGAAGUUACGAGCUUCUUUUGAUGCCUUACCGGUUAUCUCACCGUGUUGUAGUAACUAA